AUGCGCCUGCUCCACCCUUACGCGUCUGACAUCCUCACGGGGGUGCUUCUCUACUUGAGCACAGUGGACAAGCUGAUAAAGAAGACGAACCUGGCUCUGGUGGUGGGGAGCAGCAGCUGGAGGGAGCAGUUUGUUAGUGCUGUCACUGUCAGUGCAGGUAACGACGACGAGGAAGACAGCGGGGAGGAGCGCCUGCCGUCCUGCUUUGACUACAUUAUGCACUUCCUGACAGUUUUCUGGAAAGUCCUCUUCGCUUUUGUCCCCCCCACUGAGUACUGGAAUGGCUGGGCGUGUUUCUUUGUGUCCAUUUCUCUCAUCGGCGUCCUGACAGCUGUGACCGGGGACCUGGCCUGUCACUUCGGCUGCACCGUCGGGCUCAAGGACUCGGUCACCGCCGUGGUGUUUGUGGCCCUCGGCACCUCUGUACCAGAUACAUUUGCGAGUAAAACGGCUGCCAUCCAGGACCAAUACGCUGACGCCUCCAUCGGCAACGUGACGGGCAGCAACGCCGUCAACGUGUUCCUGGGUAUCGGGGUGGCGUGGACCAUCGCCGCUGUUUACUGGAAGUCCAAAGGCAAGGUGUUCAAGGUGGACCCGGGCUCGCUGGCCUUCUCCGUCACCGUGUUCACCGUCAUGGCGCUGGUGUGUGUGGUGGUGCUGGUCUACCGCCGGCGUCCCAGCGUGGCGGGCGGAGAGCUCGGGGGCCCACGGACACCCAAGCUCCUCACCUUCUUCCUCUUCCUCUCCCUCUGGUUCAUCUACAUCCUGUUGUCCUCCCUGGAGGCUUACUGCCAUGUGCCUGGCUUCUGAGGUGGAGGGAAACACAGAGCGCCUCCUCUCCUUGUUUCUACAGUCUACUGAACGUGUUUACUUUCGGUUUUUGUCUAUUUUCACAAAUGUUUAUAAAUCUUUGUAUCAUUAGUUAUUAUUGAUACCGCGCAAUAGGUUAUUUGAUUGACUUUGAAUCGUUGGACUUUGGAACUUUGCUAUGCUGUUAUAUAUAGAUUUAGCCACUGAAAUUAAAAACACUAUACAUUGGAUAUUGAUCCAAUCAUUGCUUUCAGCAUUAACGGCAUCCAACUUUCUGUCGCUUAAAACUUCUGCCAUCGUGUCCUCUCUCUGUGUGGACAAUUAUUUUAGUUUGUAGUGUUAAGAAAGCACAAGAUUUAAGCAGUCUGGAGUGAGGUAUUUGUGUGUUGAUAUUUAUUACUCAAUCUCUACAUUAAUUACUCAUUGUGUAUCAUCAAAAAGAUGAACAUUGUGCGUGGGAGUUUUGUGUGUGUGUGUGU
Molecule: messenger RNA, 1289 nt
Organism: Notothenia coriiceps (black rockcod)
Lineage: Eukaryota; Metazoa; Chordata; Actinopteri; Perciformes; Nototheniidae
Product: sodium/calcium exchanger 1-like
Exons: 4
Coding region: 1-810 (269 amino acids)
Biological process (GO): calcium ion import across plasma membrane; sodium ion transmembrane transport
Cellular component (GO): postsynapse; sarcolemma; axon
Molecular function (GO): calcium:sodium antiporter activity
Source: RefSeq, a predicted model, not a curated record